GCAGCCACCAUGAAGGGCCUCAACCUGCUCUGCUGCUGCGUGGCCUCGCUCCUGCUCCUCGGAACUGCAGAGCUGCACGCCCCCGGCACGGACCAUGUCGGCGGUGCUGCUGAAAGUCCCUUGCCGGUCGCAGAGCCCAGGCUGGAGGAGAAGGCAGCCGAUGGCAGCCCUGAGGAAGACCAAGAUGGUGGCCCUGCCAACGCCUCCGUGCCAGGCACUGCUGAGGAGGAACGAGGCAAGGGGGAGGAAGAGCCGGUGGGUGGCCUGAGCGGGGACCCGGGGCCAGGGGAUGGCCAGCCAGAGGAGACCACCGUGGAGAAGGGCCAGGAGGGGCCCGGCGAGGCGCAGGGCCCAGGGAAGGAUGCCAUGUUGGGCGCCCCUGAGGCAGCACAUCAUGAAGGGAACCGCCAGCCUGGCCCAAAAGAUGGCUUUGGCUUCCGUGCCCAGGAGGAUGAGGAGCCUGGUGCUGAGGAAGGAGCCUCUGAGGACCAAGGGCAGCCUGUGGAGGAGAAAAUGGAGGAGCCAAGAGCAGUGUCUGCUCCCAAGGGGGGAGAGGAAGGGGGUGAGCAGAGCUCAGAGGAAGAUGACGAGCAGGAGGAGUCUGAAGAAGAUGGACGUGAGGGAGAGUCCAAGGAGGAGGGAGAGUCUGAGGAGGAGGGAGAGUCCGAGGAGGAGGGAGAGUCUGAGGAAGAUGGUGCUGGGCGAGCAGGGCUGGAAGAUGCAGCUGAAGGGAGCGACAAGGAAGCGGCCGGUGCUUCUGGCAAAAAUGGCCAUGGCAAAACAGCAGCUGUCGGCAAGAGAGAAGCUGGGCAUGGCCCUGCCAGCUGCCAUCACCCACCCUGCAGGGAUGCAGCAGAAGGCCCCACAGCAGCGGUGGAAGACCUCCCAGCAGCAGAAGACCCACCAGCAGCAGAAGACCCGCCGGCAGUGGUGGAAGACCCACCAGCAGCAGGAGACCCACCAGCAGCAGGAGACCCGCCGGCAGUGGCGGAAGACCCACCAGCAGCAGAAGACCCGCCGGCAGCAGAAGACCCGUCGGCAGUGGUGGAAGACCCGCCGGCAGCAGAAGACCCGCCAGCAGUUGCAGAAGACCCACCAGCAGCAGAAGACCCCCCUGCAGACAAGCCAUCGCUGGCAGAAACAGAGAGCCCCCCUGGCCACGGCGCCCACCCUACUGCCGCCGAGCCCCGGCAUGGCCAGAUAGAAGAGGUUGAAGAUGCCAGUGAGCCGACCAAGCGCGACCGGUCCCACUUAGAGAGCACCCUCAAGCUGAAUGAGGACAAACCUGCCGAUGAUUUCUCAGGAGUACUGCAGCGGCUGAGGAAGAUCUACCACUCCUCCAUCAAGCCCCUGGAACAGUCCUACAGAUAUAAUGAGCUGAGGCAGCAUGAGAUCACAGAUGGGGAGAUCACUUCCAAGCCAAUGGUGCUAUUCCUGGGACCGUGGAGUGUUGGCAAAUCCUCCAUGAUAAACUACCUCCUCGGGCUGGACGACACUCCCUACCAGCUCUACACAGGGGCAGAACCCACCACCUCCGAAUUCACUGUCAUCAUGCACGGCCCCAAGCUGAAGACCAUCGAGGGCAUCGUGAUGGCUGCUGAUAGCGCCCGCUCCUUCUCGCCCCUGGAGAAGUUUGGGCAGAACUUCUUGGAGAAGCUGAUAGGGAUCGAGGUGCCCCACAAACUGCUGGAGCGAGUCACCUUCGUGGACACGCCAGGCAUCAUUGAAAACCGCAAGCAGCAAGAACGAGGUUACCCAUUCAACGACGUGUGCCAGUGGUUCAUUGACAGAGCUGAUCUCAUCUUCGUUGUCUUUGACCCUACAAAGCUGGACGUGGGCUUGGAGCUGGAGAUGCUGUUUCGCCAGCUGAAGGGCCGCGAGUCUCAGAUCCGAAUCAUCUUGAACAAAGCUGACAGCCUGGCUACCCAGGAGCUCAUGAGAGUCUACGGUGCCUUAUUCUGGAGCCUGGCUCCUCUCAUCAAUGUCACAGAGCCACCCAGGGUAUACGUUAGCUCCUUCUGGCCCCACGAGUACCAUCCGGAUACCCACAAAGACCUGUUCCUCAAAGAAGAGAUAUCGCUCCUGGAGGAUCUCAACCAGGUGAUUGAGAACAGGAUGGAAAAUAAGAUCGCCUUCAUACGCCAGCACGCCAUCCGGGUACGCAUCCACGCCCUUCUGGUCGAUCGCUAUCUACAGACCUACAAGGACAAAAUGACCUUCUUUAGCGAUGGAGAACUGGUGUUCAGGGACAUUGUGGAAGAUCCUGACAAGUUCUUUAUCUUUAAGUCCAUCCUGGCAAAGACCAAUGUCAGCAAAUUUGACCUCCCCAACCGUGAGGCUUACAAGGACUUCUUUGGCAUCAACCCCAUCACCAGUUUUAAGCUGCUGUCUCAGCAGUGUUCCUACAUGGGAGGGUGUUUCCUAGAGAAGAUCGAGAAGGCCAUCACUCGCGAGCUUCCCGAUCUCUUGGGAAGCAUCGGCUUGGGGAAGAAGCCCAACGUUCUCUCCUGCGACAUCACUGGCUGUGGUGAAACCCCAAAGAAUCGCUACAGGAAGCCCUAAGGUGUUCUGUAAUAUAACCGUCCACGUGUUCCUACCGGUGAAUGAGCUUAUGUCUUAUCUGUCCAAGAAGCCAUGGUUUGUUAACCCUUCGAGUGCCACACUGGCAAAGGCUACUGUACGAUGAGGACUUUGAGUCAUUGACAUCGAUGGCAGGGGAAGACGGGUGGGCAUAAGAAAGAGAAUAAAAACUGUGAAUUCCUGACA
This is a messenger RNA of Gavia stellata (red-throated loon), 2766 nucleotides long. It is a transcript of the gene SRL, whose product is annotated as sarcalumenin. Gene Ontology annotation, molecular function: GTP binding. Bases 10 to 2562 code for a protein of 850 amino acids. The transcript has 7 exons. The record is from RefSeq and is a predicted model, not a curated record. Lineage: Eukaryota; Metazoa; Chordata; Aves; Gaviiformes; Gaviidae.